This is a messenger RNA of Pleuronectes platessa (European plaice), 982 nucleotides long. RefSeq names its product desmoglein-2.1-like. Bases 36 to 437 code for a protein of 133 amino acids. The record is from RefSeq and is a predicted model, not a curated record. Gene Ontology annotation, molecular function: calcium ion binding. Gene Ontology annotation, biological process: homophilic cell-cell adhesion. The transcript has 4 exons. NCBI's taxonomy places the organism in Eukaryota, Metazoa, Chordata, Actinopteri, Pleuronectiformes, Pleuronectidae.
ACCUUAAUGUGUGUCACUGACAGAGUCAUUCUAACAUGAGCGCAAUGGAAAUGCAUCAGUGGGAAACUCGCAGAUUUCUUGGAGGGCAGAGCAUGAACUUAUCAAGGAAAACAAGCAGGAGCAACAGCUACCAGGUACCCAUGAAGGGAGGCUCCAGCAGGUACAUGCAGUAUUUCAGCAUGCGGUCAAAUAUAUUCCUUCCUGAUCUCAUCGAAAGGAAAGUCCACUUGGUUGAUGGAGACAAUAUCGACCACCCGAUGCAUCAGCCCUUUGAAUAUGACUAUGAGGGUCAGGACAGCAAAUGCCAGUCACUGGAUAAGCUGUCCCUCAGCAACCUGGGAGAUGAUACAGAGUUUCUGAAUGAUUUAGGGCCAAAGUUCAUGACCUUGGGCAACAUCUGUCACCAAACAGCUCCAGACAACAACACACAGAUUUGAGGGUCACAGCUGGAAUAUGAGUUUUACAUCAAGUAAGGCACUCGUCUUUACCCUGCACGCCAGCAUGGCAGUGUGUGUGUGUGUGUGUGUGUGUGUGUGUGUGUGUGUGUGUGUGUGUGUGUGUGUGUGUGUGUGUGUGUGUGUGUGUGUGUGUGUGUGUGUGUGUGUGUGUGUGUGUGUGUGUGUGUGUGUGUGUGUGUGUGUGUGUGUUUGUGUGUGUGUACAUGUACACACAGACCGCCAACAACGCAGGGGCGUAUUUUCAUCAAACUUAUUUCCAGGUGAUUAGUUUUUGGAGCAGAUCAGUCAAAGGUCAAUGUCAAAGUCGACAAAAAUAUGUUGCAUAAGGACACAUUUCCUAACAUAACUCUCUGAAUAAUAGUACAACAUAUUAUGUUGAUCAGAAAAUGAUGCCCCAUCCUAUGAUGUCAUUUGAUAGGUGUCAUGAAGAAGUCAGAAAAUGACAUCAUGAGUAGUUCAUUCUAGUUUAAUGAAGUUAAUUUCGUUAAUUUUUUCGAGCUUUCCCUGCAUCCUUUAGGACUAUA